Molecule: messenger RNA, 1170 nt
Organism: Entrophospora candida
Lineage: Eukaryota; Fungi; Glomeromycota; Glomeromycetes; Entrophosporales; Entrophosporaceae
Source: the annotation of a GenBank genome assembly
AUGACUGACCAUAAUGAAAACCCGGCUUUAUUAACAUUCAAUAAUAAUAAUCCUUCAACUAUAAAUAAUCACACUACAACCGUUAAUCCAAUAAUUUCUAGUAGAGGUUUCUCGGAAAGUUCAAGUGGAUCACAUUACUCAGACGAAGAAUAUGAAACUUGGGCAAAAAUUGAUAAUGAAUUAUCAACACUUGAUCAAGCUUCUCAUUCAGAAGAAAAUCUUUUUGAUCCCAUAAAUCUUUCAUUUAAAUUAAAUGAUUAUCACAAAAAAAAUAUUUAUAAAAAUGACGAUAAUAAUAAAACUAUUUAUGAGGAUGAUGAUAACAAUAAAAUUAUUUAUGAAGAUAAUAAACCUAUUUAUAAUGAUGAUAGAACUGUUUAUAAUAAUAAAACUGUUUACACAGAUGACAAUAAUAAUAAAACUAUUUAUCCAGACGGUGAUGAUAAUAAUAAUGAAGAGGGCAGUGAUAAUGAAGAUAAUAAUCACUCAUCAUCAUCACCACAAAUAAAACUACUUGAUGAUAAUGAUAUUUCAGAAAAUAAACACUUGUUAAUUACUAAAUCGAAAAAGAAUGAUAAUUUAUCCGCAAGUGACAUCAAGCAAAUUAAAACUAGAAAUCAAAGAAAAAAUGCUUAUGAAGAAACAGGAAUAUUGCAAUGGUUAAGAUUAAAUAUCGGAAAAGAGCCACCAGAUAUCGUUAAAAGUAACUAUUUUUUGAAUAGACAUAGCAGCAUAAGCAAAACUCGUUCACCUAUACCACCACUUAAUAUGCCGCCGCCUGUAAUGAAUGAUCCUACCGCUAACGCUAAAACCACUAACCCACCUUUCUCCCCCUCCUCCUCUUCAUCUACUAAAAACAACAAUAAAUUUGCUACUGUAAUUUCACCAAAACGUCGUAGAUUUAGUUUUCAAGCAAUUACAUCUAGACUUAGUGUAGGCUCAUUCGCACCUAUUUCACCUUUUCCUAAAACAAUUGAAGAAAAUAAUAAUAACGAUUCAUCCAAUUCGACUAUAGUUGUUGAUGAAAAGGCUUUAAAUAAAUUAUGUGAUGUGUUGCCAGAUGCCGAGAGAGAAGUUUUGGCAAGAUAUUUAAGAGCAGUAGGCGGAAAAGAUGAAUUAUUGGCUGUGGGACUUUAUAUGAAAGAUUUAAAAAGUAAUAACGAAACAUAA